AUGUCUGAUAAAAAUAGUGUAAUCAAAAAUGAUCAAAAUGAUGGUAUUAGUAAUUUAUUUUGUAAGAAAAACUUUUCUUUAUAUCAGUUUAAAGAAGAAUGGAAUGAAUUAUAUGAUAAAAAUGAAUUUAAUUUUGAAGUGAUUAAACAAAAAUGCAUGAAUGGUAAAUUACAAGGUUCUUAUUUUAGAAGCCUUUGUUGGAGAUGUUUACUAGGAAUACUGCAUAAACAGCCUGUACAGUGGCUUUGUCAGUUAAAAACAUAUAGACAGCAUUAUAAUGAAGUAUGUUUAGAGUUACAACAUAACCCUUGGAAUGUCAAUAUUGAUUUGUCAUAUGAUAAUCCGCUGUCUCAAGAAUCUGAAAGCAUAUGGCAAAAAUAUUUUUGCGAUGAAGAGUUAAAAUCUGUUAUUCUUCAAGAUGUAAAAAGAACUUUUCCCGAUUUGGAAUAUUUUCGUAAUGAAGAUGUUCAAAAAAUUAUGAUUCGAAUAUUAUUUUGUUAUGCAAGGCAAAAUCCAUUGUUGUGUUAUAGACAGGGAAUGCAUGAAAUUUUAGCUCCAUUAAUAUUGGUGCUUCAUUUAGAUCAUCAAGCUUUGCUUUGUGCUAUGCAAAAUAAUUUAGACAUCUGUGAAGAUAUAAAGGAAAUAUUGUGCCCUGAAUAUUUAGAGCAUGAUGCAUACAGUAUUUUUAAGAAUGUUAUGAGUCAAAUACAAUAUAGUUAUAAUGUUAAUUUGAAAGACGACCAUAAGACUGAUCAAAAUGAAGUUAUAGAAAGAUUGGAAUAUAUUAAAAAUUACAUAUUUCAACCCAAAGAUCCAGAACUAAGUGCUCACUUAGAUAAAUUAGACAUACCAAUGCAUUUAUAUGGAAUAAGGUGGUUAAAGCUACUUUUUGGACGUGAGUUUCAGUUAAAAGACUUGCUUGUAUUAUGGGAUUUUCUUUUUUUUAAUAAUUUAGAGUAUGUUAAUUAUGUGGUAGUUGCCAUGCUUGUAGCAAUUCGACAGACUUUGUUAAAAGAAGAUUACAAUACAUGUUUAUGCACAUUAAUGAAAUACCCCAAUGGAGUUAAUGUAAAUUGGAUAAUGGCUUAUGUUUUACAUUUGAAAGAUCCUAAAAAAUAUCCAGUUCCUGAUUUUGCACAAAUGACACCGAUAAUUAAUAAAAAAGAAAAUAAAACUUUGUUUUCUUCUAUAAAUAAAAGGUUAAGAGGAGAAUCUUUUAAACAGUUAAAAUGGUUUUCGACAAAACAAAACUUUCUCAAACUAAAGCAGAAUGGAGAUGGAGAUGAUUUUAUAGUUCAUGAAUUUGUUCCCAAUAAGUCAGGAUAUCCAGAAAUCGAAUUGCAACAAAUUAAAAUUCUAUUAGGGUUGGUUAAUCACAAACUUCUUCAUUAUCAUUCGGUUUUAAAUAAAAGUAUUGUAAAUAAUGUAAAUUUAAAUUCUGAUGUUAAAUUGAUAGUUGACGAUAUUUAUGAGCUUUCUCAUCUCCUUAAAAAAUAUGAUGUCUAUGAAAUAGAAACAGCUUGCGAAGCAGAUGAAGAUAAGGAGUUUGUUUCAAGUUCACAUUUACCAAAUGAAUUUUUAGAAGAAGAAGUGAAACCAUUAAGUGCAAUAAAUUGGAAAAAUAGAUCUCACACAUUACCAAAGAUAAAAAAGGAAUAA
Messenger RNA from Pediculus humanus corporis (human body louse), 1659 nucleotides. RefSeq lists its product as uncharacterized. Gene Ontology annotation, biological process: activation of GTPase activity. NCBI's taxonomy places the organism in Eukaryota, Metazoa, Arthropoda, Insecta, Psocodea, Pediculidae. The record is from RefSeq and is a predicted model, not a curated record. The transcript is spliced from 9 exons. Gene Ontology annotation, molecular function: GTPase activator activity. Bases 1 to 1659 code for a protein of 552 amino acids.